This is a messenger RNA of Durio zibethinus, 1633 nucleotides long. The record is from RefSeq and is a predicted model, not a curated record. NCBI's taxonomy places the organism in Eukaryota, Viridiplantae, Streptophyta, Magnoliopsida, Malvales, Malvaceae.
UUUUUUUUUUUUUGUGGCUGUCACUCUGAUAUCCAAUUUGUUGAAAUGGGUUUCUUUCUUAUACCCAAAAAAGGUUUCCUUUUGUUUUUCUUUUGAACAACCUGUUUUGUUAUAUGACCAGAAGAGUUAAAACUUAAAUGAAUGGUAAAUUUUCAGUUUGGAGUACUUUAAAAUUACAAAAAAUUUAGGAAUUUGAUUGUUUUUGUGAUCCUAUGUUCCUUUUCUGCAAGUUUCUUAAGGAGUAAGGACCAAGGGAAUUAUCAUCUAUCCCAAAACAUACACAUAUAAGGUUGUGUAAAGGCGGUGGUGGGAAAAAGAUAGAGAGAGAGAAAUGAUAGCUGAAGCAAAGGUGAGAAGUGAAGACUUGAACUUGUGCUUUGAGAAGCUGAUGAUGGUUGCAACCGGAAAUAGUGGUGAGGGAGUUAAGAUGAAGGGCGUGGUGAUCCCUGAGUGGAAAAAUAUUCCUAUGGAGCUGCUGUUGAGAAUUGUUUCUUUAGUUGAUGAUCGGACUGCUAUUGUUGCUUCUGGUGUUUGUAGUGGGUGGAGGGAUGCCAUUGGCUUGGGCCUUACCCAACUCAGUCUCUCAUGGUGCGAAAAGAACAUGAACAACUUGGUUCUAUCUCUUGCUCCUAAAUUCACCAAAUUGCAAACUCUGAUACUGCGCCAAGGGAAUACACAGCUUGAGGACAAUGCCAUUGAGACUAUUGCAAAUUUUUGUCAUGAUCUGCAGGAUCUGGACCUCAGCAGAAGUUUUAAGCUUAGUGACUGCUCAUUGUAUGCAUUGGCCCAUGGUUAUCCCAACCUUACAAAAUUUAAUAUCAGUGGCUGCACGUCAUUCAGUGAUGAAGCUCUUGUAUAUGUGACAAAUUUUUGUCAAAAACUAAAAAUAUUAAACCUCUGUGGAUGUGUUAAAGCUGCAACUGACCGUGCAUUGCAGGCCAUUGGACGAAACUGCAAUAUGUUGCAAACUUUAAAUCUGGGAUGGUGUGAAAAUGUUGGUGAUCUAGGAGUGAUGAGUCUAGCAUAUGGAUGCCCUGAUCUCAGAUGCCUGGACUUGUGUGGCUGUGUCCGCAUAACAGAUAAUAGUGUGAUUGCUUUAGCAAAUGAGUGUCUCCAUUUGAAAUCACUCGAUCUGUACUAUUGUCGGAAUAUUACAGACAGGGCACUGUACUCGCUGGCUCACAGCCGAGUGAAGAACAAACCUUCAAUGUGGCAGUCCAUGAAGGGUAGAUAUGAUGAGGAAGGUCUUAGAAGCCUCAAUAUAAGCCAGUGUACUGCACUGACUCCUUCGGCUGUUCAGGCAUUGUGCGAUACAUUCCCUGCCCUUCACACAUGCUCCGGAAGACAUUCCCUUGUCAUGAGUGGAUGCUUGAAUUUAACGUCUGUACAUUGUGCUUGUGCUGUCCGCAUGAACACUAUUCCCCAUACAGCUCAUUGAAGGGGAUGUCAAUGUUUAUAUUUUAAGUAUAUGUACUAAUCCGAGACAAUGGAUUUCCUCUGCCCAACGAAAAGAAUGGUAAGACAUUUCCCUGUAAAUAAGGUUGUGUUGAGAAGUAUAUAUUUAUCGUCUUGUUGGAUGGCAUGGACUGAAUUACAUUUUGGACUUGUUAUAUCUGUUCUUUUGACUUGUGAA